Molecule: messenger RNA, 1852 nt
Organism: Nanorana parkeri
Lineage: Eukaryota; Metazoa; Chordata; Amphibia; Anura; Dicroglossidae
Gene: HSPB8
Product: heat shock protein family B (small) member 8
Exons: 3
Coding region: 472-1074 (200 amino acids)
Biological process (GO): cellular response to unfolded protein
Cellular component (GO): nucleus; protein folding chaperone complex; cytoplasm
Molecular function (GO): protein homodimerization activity
Source: RefSeq, a predicted model, not a curated record
GACCAUCAAGAGAAGGCCGUCUAAAAUUGGACACCCUGAGUAACAAGUCCAGUACCUUCUGGGAGUCAUCAGCUGUUACAAAAGCAGAUUCUUGGAGGGUGUUUCAUAGGCUCCAAAUACCCAGCUGACAGGCCACAAGCUGCAAGCAUUAGAGGAAGAUAUAAAUAGGAGCCAUUCACUGCAGCACAGAAGUUUACAGAACUUUCUCGGCUGAUGGCUGUAAUGUUUAUUUUAGCCAGCGCAAGGCACUUGCAGUCUGAAGCCGGAAGAUCAAGAAGCUGUACUCACUCCCUAUGACUCUGCUUAAUUCCCUGAAGAAAUCAGGUUACUUUUAAUUUAUCUUGGCUCUAAGCUUCUAUCCUUUCCUAUUCAUCCUUUGGAAAUAUACGGUCUCAGCUGCAAACAUUAUCUGACCAUCAGCAAUAUCAUUUGGAAUUAACAGAGCCUCGUCUCCUACAACUUUGUAUUGAUAUGGCUGACAGUCAGUUACCUUUCACUUGUCAUUAUCCUGCAAACAGAAAUAGAGGAGUCCGCGAUCCUUUCCGUGAACAAGGUCUGUCCUCCCGUCUCCUGGAUGAUGAUUUUGGAUUUCCAGAAGAUUUAACUAUGGACUGGCCUGACUGGGUAAGGCCCAGGCUCACUGCCACCUGGUCUGGUCCUUUAAGAUCAGGCCUAGCAAGGACUGCUGGUAUGUCUCCUCCCGGAUAUAGUGCCCGCUACACAGGAUACCCUGAACCCCGCAAUGCUGUGCCUGCCCCCAGCCAGCCCUGGAAGGUGUGUGUUAAUGUACAAAGUUUCCAGCCAGAAGAGCUGACAGUGAAAACCAGAGAUGGAUUUGUAGAGGUGUCAGGUAACCAUGAAGAACAGCAGAAGGAGGGAGGGAUAGUCUCAAAGAACUUUACCAAGAAGAUUCAGUUGCCCCCAGAGGUGGAUCCCGUGACAGUGUUUGCCUCACUUUCUCCAGAAGGUCUUCUCAUUAUCGAGGCUCCACUUGUCCCUCCCUACCACCAGCAAGGAGAUGAAACAUACAACUAUGAGCUGCCUCUUGACCCCCAAGAAGUCGUUUCUUCCUAAACUUUGUCUCCUGAAAUGUUCUCUCAAGAGUCUCCAAAAAAGUGCAUUUGAUUUCAUGUUUCUUUUUAUAAUCUGUAAACCAUUUUUGGAGCUCAACAAUCAUAGACAACCCCUGGGACAAAAUGCACUAGUUGGGCUUUAGCUGAAGUAAAGGCAUAGCCUGUUUUGGAUUUAUACAUCAUAUGGAUUAAAAUUUUAUACAUAGGCAAAAAAAAAAAAACAAUUGCCAAUUAAUAGAAACACAUUAGUCUUUAUCUGUAUACUGAACAUCUUUUUUUCUAAAGUAGGUGUGCCAUUUUUACAAAAAAGGUUGUGUGUGGUCAGUUGGAGACAAAACGAAUUACACAGAAAGUAUGUUGUCAUCCCAAUCACAAGUAUGCUCCAACAAAGAAUAUAAGAUCAUUAUUCUCUUUAUGAACAAUCCAUGCUAGAUAUGCAUGUAAUUACAUAUUUUGAAGCAGAAACCCACAACACCCAAUCUUAACUGCAACUAUACAGUAUAGUCAUACUGACAAAAUACAAUAUAGGCAUAGAAACAAGUUCUGUAAGUUUACAUUUUUAAGAAAUAAUAUUGUAUCCAUUUCAUGACUUCAAGAACGAAAUUAGCAUACAAGACUGCAAAUGGGUUUAAACACUAUAGAACAAUGGCAACAGUCAGAAGGGCAUUUAAAUAUAGGGCAGUACCCAUCAGCAUGUUAUAUUCAAUGUGUUGUUGUAAAGCGAGGCCUAUACAAGCAGUUCACAGGUAACUAGCUAAUGAUUACAAAAAGCCGCUCAA